Messenger RNA from Gavialis gangeticus (Gharial), 2854 nucleotides. RefSeq names its product glutamate rich WD repeat containing 1 (gene GRWD1). Gene Ontology annotation, molecular function: protein binding. The record is from RefSeq and is a predicted model, not a curated record. Lineage: Eukaryota; Metazoa; Chordata; Crocodylia; Gavialidae. The transcript is spliced from 7 exons. The coding region runs from base 54 to 1394 and encodes 446 amino acids.
GCGGAAGUGGGGCAGACGACGUCUGCCCGGAAGCAGUGCUGCCCUGUGCCGCGAUGGCGGACCCAACGUGGCUCGGCGACGACAAUGGGGACGGCGAUAGCAGCAGCACGGAGGAGAUGGAGGAGGGCGGCGAGCCGGAGGCGCCCGCGCGGCGCGUGUAUGUGCCGGGCCGCGCGCCACCGCCAGGGCAGGGCGAGGAGCUAGUCAUGGACGAAGAGGCCUAUGUGCUCUACCAGCGCGCGGGCACCGGUGCCCCUUGCCUGAGCUUCGACGUGGUGCGGGACACGCUGGGCGAGGAGCGUGAGUGCUUCCCCCUGUCCCUACUGCUCUGUGCCGGCACGCAGGCUGAGACCGCCCAGGCCAACAGGCUGCUGGUGAUGAAGAUGCAUAACCUUCAUGGCACACGGAAGGUGGUCUCUGAGUCUGAAAGCAGCGAGAGUGAAGAGGAGGAGGAGGAGGAUAAGAAACCCCAGCUGGAGCUGGCUAUGGUCCCCCACUAUGGAGGCAUCAACCGUGUCAGGGUGACCUCACUGGGCAGCACUCACAUAGCAGCUGUGUGGUCCGAGAAGGGUCAAGUGGAGAUCUAUGACCUGCGGUGUCCCCUUGCGGCCCUGUCCAACCCACAGGCGAUGGUCACUUUUCUGCGGGAGGAGCAGGCGAAAAUCAAGCCUCUCUUCUCCUUCGCAGGACAUAUGACCGAAGGGUUUGCUCUGGACUGGUCUCCUAAAGUGGCAGGCCGUCUCCUCACAGGCGAUUGCAACAAGAACAUUCACUUAUGGACGCCCAAGGAAGGUGGGACAUGGCAUGUGGACCAGCGCCCUUUCACUGCACACACAGCCUCUGUAGAAGACCUGCAGUGGUCACCCACUGAAGCCACAGUGUUUGCCUCAUGUUCGGCCGAUGCCUCAGUGCGAAUCUGGGAUGUGCGGGCAGCACCGAGCCAGGCCUGCAUGCUGACAGCCAGCCAGGCCCAUGACAGUGACGUCAAUGUGAUCAGCUGGAACCGCCACGAGCCUUUCAUUGUCAGUGGUGGCGAUGAUGGCACCAUCCACAUUUGGGACCUGCGCCAGUUCCAGAAAGGCACCAGCGUGGCCACAUUCAAGCAGCACACAGCACCUAUCACCUCGGUGGAGUGGCAUCCCACGGACAGUGGGGUGCUGGCAGCUGCAGGGGCUGACAACCAGGUGACACAGUGGGACCUGGCUGUGGAGCGGGACCAAGAGGCUGAGGGGGAGAGUGACGACCCAGCCUUGGCAUUCAUCCCCCCGCAGCUGCUAUUCGUGCACCAGGGCGAGACCGACAUCAAGGAACUGCACUGGCACCCGCAGUGCCCCGGUGUCCUCAUCACCACUGCCCUAUCUGGCUUCAACAUCUUUCGCACCAUCAGUGUGUGACCCUGGGGAGGGGCAGCCCCACACAGCCUUGGGACUGGGCUGCUACAGCCAGGGAAUGGUCAAGUGCCACUCUAUCAGCACCACGUUACCUUCUCUCCUUCCCAGGACUGUUUUGGCUGCCAUUGCACAGGGUACCUGCACAUUCUCUCUUCAACCAGCAUCCAUGCUAUGCAUCCUCCUUCCCUUCCACCUUGCACAUAACUGAACACCCCUUCUCCAUGCAAUGGUAGAAGCCUGUGACUGGGAGACACUAUUUGGGAAAUCAGUGUUGGGUCCCCCCCAACCCCACUGCCUUUUCUGUUGGUGCUGCUGGUAGAUACUAUUACACAGAAGGUGGGGGGGUCUGUUUUUAUAGUAGGUAUAUAACACCCUUCUUGUCUCUUUCAGGUGCCAGUUGCUACCAUUAUUCAGAAUGGAGUUGGGGUGGGAGGGGCACGCAUAACCACAUAUACUGUCUGGAAAGAAGGGGUGGAGGGGGCUGUCUGGAGAGUCAGUGGCAGUUAGGAGAGAAGUAUCUGUUCCCCACUCCCUCCUCUCUGCAGAUGAAGUAGCCAUGGAUUGUACAAAGUAGCAUCAGUAGUGUCUCUCCUCCCCCAUGGGCAGUGGUUACUACCAUUGUGUACAAUAAGGGGAUCAGCAAAACUGUCUUAUUCCACCCCCCUUGCUUAAGGAUUGUGCCAGCUUCCACAGCACUGAAUGGGGGAAAUCUACUAGCCCAGCUGGGAGUGGAAACUUGCAUUCAGCAUUAGGGCUUCUGUGUGGAACAGAAGCUGGGCUGCACCUUGUCCUGAAGAGCUGUGGCCUCAGGGUGAUGCUGACCAGUAGUUUACCAACCAUAUGUUGCACAUGGGUCAUUCAGAAUGUGUGUGUGGGGGGGGGGGAAGCAGCAGUGCAAGUUUUGAGUUCCCUUCUUUAUAUUGUGACGUGGAUCCUUCCAGACCUGGUUGCCACCGCUCAUAUGGGGGUGGGGACAAAACCACCCUCUGGUUUCAGUUUUCCCAUUUAAAGAGGGAACACAAUUUUAUUCAAAUUCCACCCCCACAGUAGUUGGGUUGCUCCAGAGCUGGUGAGAACAGGCACUACCACCUGCAGAGUGGGGGUGGGGAAGGUAUCCUCUUCCUGGCACUCCCUUGUUGUCUUUCCCCAAGGAAGGAAGUUGGUUUCGUCCAACUCCCUUCUUGGGUGCUACCAUUUGGCACUCCCUUGGAUGGAGUGGGGGACUGACUCCCUUGAAUGAUAGGAAAGGCCCUGCCCAAUGCCCAUAGGGGGCAUGGGCCCUAGGGCAAGACACUGGCUACAUGAAUGCUAGCGAGGGGGCUGUGGCACAAGGGUAAGGACUGAACCUGCCUGGCCCCUGGGGCAGAGGGGUGCAGACAGCCUGGCUUCAGCAUGGUGGGAAGAGCUGUGCAUGGCCCUGCAAGGAACCUUUGGAAGCCAGGCCUGUCCCACUACCCACUCCC